CACGACUUCACACUUUGUUUUUUUUCUUUUAAGUGGAGUCACAUUUAUUAUAUUGGAACUAGAUUGAAUAAAUAUGCGUCCCAGAAUUCAGCUGAAGGUUGUUAGAGAACAGAUGAAAUAUUUGGAAGAACCAAUUCAAUUGAUGGAGCCUGUUAUUGGCUUGAUGAAAAAUGCAUUGGAAAAAAGUAAGACGUGGAUGGAAGAUAUAAAUGACAACCCUUCUAUUACAUACAUAGAUCUUUGCCAGGAACUUGCAUCAGCAACCACGGCCUUGUUGGAUGUAGCUUCAAACAUUUUAAGCGAUAAUGAAGAGCUUGUCGAUGUUGAUGGUAGCACGCCAUCUUUAGCUCAGUCUACUCUAGAGCCUACAAAAACAGAAACACCUGACCAAAGUGAAUCAAUAAAUCAAGUGACUAAACUAGUUAAAAAUCAAGAAGAAGUAGUAUUCACUCGACUGGGACUUUUAGAAAACAGAAUAUCUUGUCUAGAAAGUUCAAUACAAAAAACUAAAGAAGACGCGUCAGAAAUAAAACAAUGGAGAAAAAACUUUGUAACGGAACAGAGUGACAUUGAACAACUGACUAAAAAACAAAAGCAGAAUUUUAAAAAUCUCAGAAAACAAAUGAGUGAGCAAGAUAACAAAAUCAAGGAGCUGAACAAAGAAAUUGAAAUUUUAAAAGAAAAUGAAUCCAAGUCAAACAUAACACUAGAGAAACUGUCACUAGAUAUGAAGGAAUAUGAAAACAACUUACUUAAAAUAAGUAAAGAGUUGCAAGAUCACACAGAUACAACUGAUAGUAUAACAGAAGAAAUUAAAAGACAUUCAGAUCAGAUGUCUACCAUACAAGAAGAGAGUUCUAAAAACAUGCUGAAUACAUCAACUCAAUUAGAAAAGCAAAGUUUGAUGUACAAACUCCUACAACAAAGGUUGAUGCCCAUUGACAAACUGAUUCAAAUCUUUAACCAGAACUUGCAAACAAGGGGAAAAAAAUUAACAAAGCUGGAAAAUAUUGAAGAUACUAUUUCAAAAUUGUCCAAAGAUUUCAAUCUCAUUAGUAAAGAUAAACAUAUUAGAGUUGGUGUGUGGGCUGAAGGCAUGUUGUGUACGACUAUAGAAGUGAAAUGUGCCGACACUAACGCUGCUGGGUCUGUGGUUGUUGACAUGAAGAAAGGUCAAGAACUUUAUUUUCAAGUGUUGAAAGCAGAUCAAAACGCAGCUUUAUCCAACUACAGUAGUUUUACCAUCGUUGGUUUAUAG
Physella acuta is the source of this 1258-nucleotide messenger RNA. RefSeq lists its product as uncharacterized. The record is from RefSeq and is a predicted model, not a curated record. Lineage: Eukaryota; Metazoa; Mollusca; Gastropoda; Physidae.